AUAGAGGCUCGCUCCUCCAAGUUCCUAGAGCGACUGCUGUGGCUCCAAGCAGCGGCAGGACCCGCACUUCCGGUGGCGCGAGGGGAGCGGAGCGAUCGAACUGAGGCGGCGGCUGCAGCGCGAAAAUUUGGCUCCAGAGCUGUAGGAAGUGAAAUAUUUCAGAAGAGAACAGUCUCAAGAAAGCAUUUAGUUUUUCACCAUGGGUGUAGGGAAACCUAAAGGAGGGAAGUCUAGGAGAUCAAACCAAAAUAAAGCUUCUGAGAACCAGCGCAAAACAGGCCGGCAGAAGCAGAAAUGGGGAAUGACUGUUAGAUUUGACUCCAAUUUGAGUAGACUACGAAGAAGCUUAGGUGGAAAGCCCUAUAAAUGUGUUGAAUGUGAUAAAAGUUUCAGUCAGCGCUCAACUCUUUUUCAACACCAGAAGAUCCACAGCGGGAAGAAAUCCCAUAAAUGUCCUGAAUGUGGGAAAUGUUUCUUUCAGAGUUCUAAUCUCAUUCAGCAUCGUCGAAUCCAUACUGGGGAAAAGCCCUAUAAAUGUGAUGAGUGUGGAGAGAGGUUUAAGCAGAGCUCAAAUCUUAUUCAGCACCAGAGAAUUCAUACUGGAGAAAAACCCUAUCAGUGUGAUGAGUGUGGCCGAUGCUUCAGCCAGAGUUCCCAUCUAAUUCAACACCAGAGAACCCACACAGGGGAGAAACCAUACCAGUGCAGCGAAUGCGGCAAAUGCUUCAGCCAGAGCUCUCACCUUAGGCAACACAUGAAGGUACACGAAGAAGAGAAGCCUCGUAAAACCCGAGGCAAAAAUAUUAGGGUGAAACGUCCCUUAGGAUCAUCUUGGAAAGCUGGUACAAGAAGAAAAUCAGUGGCUGGUCUCCGCUAAGUAAAGAGCACUGCUUCAGCUCCUGUAAUAAAAGGAAGGGAGAAAGAGGAAAAGAAGGAAAAAGCUCUCUUAGAACUGGAGAUAGUUUAUAAUAGAGCACUUAAAUACUGUCUUUUCUGAGCAUGUCUACAUUGGAAGUUUAAUGUCAUUGGAUGGAAAGACAUUACAUAAGUUCAGCUAGCCUCAUUUCUUUCCUUUUUAUAACAUGGAAAAAAGACUGAAAUUGUUUUAAGAGAAUAUCAGAUCCUUGCUCACAUAUGAAAUUACUUCAUUAUUGUUGAUAAUGUCUAAGUGCAGGAAUUUUAACAACUACUCAGCUGUUCUUAGGACUUCUGUGGAAGGAGUAAGUAGAAAAAAAAAGAAAAGAAAAAGAAAUUUCAUUAGGUCUGGAGUUCUGCAAUAGAUGAAGUUUUUAUGUUUGCACAGUUUUGUAGUUUAUAAACCGUUGGUUUGUAAGUAUGGCUCAAGAUUCACCAUAUUAGAAUGUACUCACGUUUGGAUUUUUAAUCAACAAGACCAUCAUGCGAUGCAGACUGCGUUUGUUUCUUCCUUUUUACAUAAGGACAAUUAGUUAUUGGAAGAGUAUAAUCAUUUUUUUUUUUUUACCAAUUAUUAGUAAGAGAUACUCUAGAAACCAAAGUAAUAACUGAAUUAGAUCACGUCUCCUACUUAUAUACUAAAUCUCUUUGUGAUAGUGUUACACAUCACUUUUCCCUCCAAAAUUGGGGUGAACUUGUUACUGCAUUCUUAUGCCUGCCUGCCUUUCCCUAUCUCUUUUUAGGCUUUUAGCCUAUGUAUUUCCACCAAUCCUAACUUUUCUUUACCUGUUAAUUUAGAUAGAAACUGAGAGAAGUACUAGGACUUCCCUCCACCACCAUCCCAACCCCACCCCCACACAGACACACCACAUGUGCAUGGUAUUUCCAUGUGGUGUCUGGGACUCUCUUCUAACAAACUGAAUUGGCCGUUAAGGUCUAUGUAAAUAAAUAACCACAUUUUACCAAAAAAAAAAAAUUUCAACGUGUUAAUUAGGCAAUUUACAUGCCUCCCUGCCUUCCUCUUUGAGAGUUUUAGAUGACCCUGGUUAUCUUAAAAUGUGAACAACAAAAGUCAUGUAUGGUAAGUGUUAGUGCAUUCGAACUCAUUUGAAAUCUAAGUUGGAAUCCUUUGAAUUAUUUGGAGUCUGGCAAACAUGUUUCUUAACUUCCAUCAGAACAGUGCCAAAAGUGUCAAGACAUUCUGGUCAGCUUUCUUCUUUUUUUUAUUUUCCCUUUUGUUGCCCUUGUUUUUCAUUGUUGUUGUCAUUAUUAUUGUUACUUUUGUUGUUGUUGUUAGAUGGGACAGUGAGAAAUGGAGAGGGGGGGGGAGACAGUAAUGGGGAGAGAAAGAUAGAUACCUGCAGACCUGCUUCACCACCUGUGAAGCGAUUCCCCUGCAGGUGGGAAGCCGGGGGCUCGAACCGGGAUCCUUACACCUUGCGCUUUGAGCCAUGUGCACUUAACCCUCUGCGCUACCACUUGACUCCCUCUGGUCAGCUUUCUGCUUAGGUUUUGAUUUCUUUUGAAUUCUAACAAUCUCCACUUCCUCCUCCUCUUCCUCUUCCCCAUGCCAUCUUUUCCUCUCUGUGUUUUGUAUACUUUGUAAUUAUGACAGUUCCUGUAUUAAUGACAAUAAUCCAUAAAUUUAAAAAAUGGGUGCUAUAGCAUACAACCUUUAUUUUCCUCCUGAGAAUUGUUUUAAUGACUUAGGCAGCAUCUAAAAUCACUGGGUAGCUUGCUUAUUUUGCCUUUUUUUUUUUUUUCUUUUAAUUUCCUCAGACUUGAACUUUGCCUUUCUCCAGGAAAUGCAUUUGAGUGCAGUGUCAUAGAAGAAGGCCAUGUUGGCUAUGGUUUCAUUCAACAGGAUAACCACCAAGUGUUUUAUGAGAAUGAGGUGAUUGCAUUUACUGUCACAAAAGCAAAUAAUCUCACAGCCAAGUUGAUCUGUAGCAGGACUAUUGCUGUGGGGCUAUUUGAGGAAUGUAACUUCAUUGUUAACUUACAGCAGUUUUAUAUCUAGAGUAACUUCUUACUGGAGUCAGUAUCACUUUCUUAAAUUCAGUGAAUUUACCAUUUCAGGCAAUAGACAUGGGAUUCUGCAACAGAGAACCUCUAGUUAAAUUUCAUAAUUUGCAUUUUUGUCUUAGUGGUCUUUCAUAUACUCUACAAAAGCAAAGUAAAUACCCCAUAUUGUGAUGCAUUCCCAGACUCAACUGUAGUUUGCCCUAAAAGUAAAUACAUCACCAAGAUAUCAUAGUCACCAUCCUUGGUAUCUAAUAUGUGGCACUAUAGCCUGUCCUUCCUUUGUAAGCAACUUAAACUAGUGAAUAAGAAUUUCCUGUUGAAAAAAAAAAAUCAUAGUUUUAAACUUCUCUUAGAAAAUUACUAGAUGGUUUUUCCUUUAUACUUUUUUUUCCUAUUUUCCCAAGAGUUUUUCCUCUGGCUAAAAUAAAAUAAUAUUUUCCUUAAUUUUAUGGCCACACUUUUGACAUUGACAAUUUCAGAUUUGAUCCUGGUGCUCCUCUGCCUCUAGUGACAUAUCAGUCAGUUAAUUCUAAGUAAUGGUUAUGCCAAGAUUUUGUUGUUAUUGUUGUUAGUAUGUUGGAGAAUAAACCUAGUGCCUCACCUAUGUAUCCACUUAGCUUUCCUUGCUCACUUACUCUUUCCCUUCCUCCCUCCCUUCUUUUCUCUUUUACUUUAUUGCCACCAGGGUUGUUGUUGGAACUCCGUGCCUGCAUGAUGAAUUUGCCACUCCUGGUGGCCUUUUGUUUUCCUUUUUUAUUUGUUUUUCUUUCAUUUAGUAGGACAAAGAGAAAUUGAGAGGAGAGGAAGAGAAAAAAAAGUACCUGCAGCACGGCUUCACUACUUGUGAAGCUUUAUCUCUUGUAGGUGUGGACUAAGGACUUGAACCCAAGUCCUUGCACAUGGCUACAUGCACACAUUACUGACUGCACCCUCAUGGUACCUCUCCACCAUCCGCAGAGUUCACCCAGUGUCAGCCCUGUUAUAAGAGAGUAUCAGUUUUGAUAAAGUGAAAUUCAAAAAAAUAGUUCCUGAACUCUCUAAGCAUCUAGUUUGAAUCUUCUAAAUUACCUCAACAAGGAUCAAGAAUUUCAUGAUAAUAACAGUUCGAUCAAGAAGGGUUAUUUACAGUAGAAAAACAUCAUUUUAUGAAAUGCAAGUCUUGUAUAAUAAGGCUAUCAGUGUGGAUUCUGGUAAGCCUAUCGCAGAGUAUGAAGUAUUAAGAUAAAACUUUUACGAAGAGAAGUUUAAGAAAAUGGGUACAAUUUUUGGUUUCUGUCCUGAUAAGUGUCUAACCAGUGACUACAUUUACAUAUCAGAAGUCAAGUGAUAAUAAUACCUACUGAUAUAAAAGAUAUUAUUUGAUUGUUUAAAAGUGGUAUUGAGGUGAGUUUUAGAAAGGACCUAUUGGAAGAAGUUAGACGCUUAAGAUGGCAUUGCAAAAUAUAAUUCAGUGUACUUUACAAGCAGGCAUUUGUAGAUGGAGGGGGAAAAUGAGCCUUGACUGCAAAGAAAUAGCAUUAUGGAAAUAAAGUGUGUGUUAUUGAAAAAAGGCUUCGAUGGUUAUAGCCAGUGCUCAGAAGACUGUAGCUUACACUUGAAAAUCUAAUGGUGAACAUGAUGUCCUGUGAGAAUUGUAGGACCUAUUUUCCUCUUAAUAGAAAAAGUUAAUAAUACAUGCCCCAAACAGAUAAUGUUUAAAAGGAAACAUACAGUAUUUUAGCUACUUUAAAAAAAAUAUUUCUUAAGUUUAGUUUCAUGCUGUAAUGUUAGAGUGUGAUUGAUUUGUAGUACCUAUCUUUUAAAGCUGUCCUUUCAGAUUGUACUGUAAUCUAUGAAAUGCUGUAUUUUAGCUUUUCCAUUACACAAGACAAUUACAUAGGUAUUGAUUACAUUCUUUCUCAGACUUUUUGUAAAAAUAAUCAGUAAUAAAAAUGAACAUUUUUUUUGUA
Molecule: messenger RNA, 4889 nt
Organism: Erinaceus europaeus (western European hedgehog)
Lineage: Eukaryota; Metazoa; Chordata; Mammalia; Eulipotyphla; Erinaceidae
Gene: ZNF22
Product: zinc finger protein 22
Exons: 2
Coding region: 200-877 (225 amino acids)
Biological process (GO): regulation of transcription by RNA polymerase II; central nervous system development
Cellular component (GO): nucleus
Molecular function (GO): DNA-binding transcription factor activity, RNA polymerase II-specific; RNA polymerase II cis-regulatory region sequence-specific DNA binding
Source: RefSeq, a predicted model, not a curated record